This is a messenger RNA of Zingiber officinale, 1296 nucleotides long. Its product is annotated as formin-1-like. Bases 1 to 1296 code for a protein of 431 amino acids. The transcript has 2 exons. Lineage: Eukaryota; Viridiplantae; Streptophyta; Magnoliopsida; Zingiberales; Zingiberaceae. The record is from RefSeq and is a predicted model, not a curated record.
AUGGGCCUUGGUGGGGGAACAGGGAGCAUUUCCUUUACGAGCCCCGCUUUCAGAGAGGCUUCUCAGGCGGCUCGCAGGGCCCGCUCCACAAACGACCGCAUGAGCCAAGAUGCCCCUUCUCCCUCUAGACGCAGGGCUCGGUCACCCUUCGAUGAUUCUGAUUCAGAUGACCAGCCGCUGGCUCAGAGACGUCGGCGCCAAGCCCCUCGUCCAGCAUCCGACUCAGGCUCGUCGUCUAUCCCUUCUCCUCCCCCAACCGCAAAUGCCUCCCCUUCACUUCCCAGUGUAACUCCGCCUCCCAUCCCAAGCCAUGUAAAUGAUAUCCCUGCUCCAUCUAAAAUUCAGGUCGAGCCUCCACUGGCUCAGCCUUCCGCAUCGCAGCAACCUCAGGGCGGUGAAGCUGGCCCCUCAGAACGUCCUUCAGUUAUCCCUUCUGCCGCACCUCCUCAGGGUCCUCCUUCAGCUGCUUCCGGCUCAACUGCCAAGCCUUCAGCUUAUCCAGGCUCAGCCGCGGGUCCCUCAGAACCACCCCCGCUUACUCAUCACAAUUACUACAUUUCCUAUAUGUCCCAGGCUUGUGCGGAGUCUCUGGUAGUGAACCAUUCCUUCUAUGCUACUCAUUAUCAGAAUAAGGAGCUGCGGGACCAUGUUGUUGAACUAGAACUGCAAUUGAAUGAUCCUACCCAAGCUAGCCACGCUUUGCGGACCGAGAUAAAAGAUUUGACCAGAAAGAAGAACCGUCUGGAAGUAUCCCUAAAGCAGGCUAAGCAGGAACUUAAAGAUUUCCAAGAAAAGCAAAGCCAAGUCGAUAUUAAGCACCAGCAGAGUAUAGAUCAACAAGCUUUAGAGCAUCAACGGGCUAUGGAACAAUUGACUCAGAAGCUGCGUGCUGCCGAGACUCUGUUGCAAAAUCAAGACCAGAAGUUAAAAUCGCAGGAGGCCCUUUUGAAAUCUCAGGAGACCCAGUUGACCUCCCAAGCCACAGAAUUAGCCACUGCCCGGAAUGAACUAGCUCGGGCUCGGGCCACCAUAGAAGGCGUAUCAACAGCUCUAGCUAUUUAUAGAGAGGGAGAGAACGAUCGCUGCUUACAGAACCGUGAUUUGUAUCUACGUUCUCCGAAAUUUUGUGCACAGGUGGGACAUCGUUUCUCCACGUCUGUUAUCUAUGGGGCGGGCGGGGCUUUGCGUCAACUUUAUGAGCAGGACUACUUAAAGUCCCUUCCGCCUCCUGAAUUUUUAGACCAUGACCGGAUCCUUAAAGAGAUCCCGGAUGAAAUAUUUGCUCCUUUUGAAUGA